Messenger RNA from Colletes gigas, 1797 nucleotides. RefSeq names its product protein CNPPD1. Bases 155 to 1375 code for a protein of 406 amino acids. Gene Ontology annotation, cellular component: cyclin-dependent protein kinase holoenzyme complex; nucleus. The transcript has 5 exons. Gene Ontology annotation, molecular function: cyclin-dependent protein serine/threonine kinase regulator activity; protein kinase binding. NCBI's taxonomy places the organism in Eukaryota, Metazoa, Arthropoda, Insecta, Hymenoptera, Colletidae. Gene Ontology annotation, biological process: regulation of cyclin-dependent protein serine/threonine kinase activity. The record is from RefSeq and is a predicted model, not a curated record.
CACAGCGAACAUAAAUCAUCACGAGUCAGGAUUUUGUAUACUCUUACUGCGUAUGCAAUAUUUUUAAAUUAAAAAAAUUAUUUGUUGCUUCUAUUUUUCAACGUACGGAUUCGAAAUUACACGGAUAAGCUGUUCGAUCCAUUAACAUUUUAAUAUGACGAACAUUUCGAGAAGGAGGAAAGUCCCAGCAAAACUUAAGAGCAUGGGUAAUCACGACGAAUUUUUAAACCGUAUAACAAAAUCACUUUAUUAUUCAAAAUUACCGAUGACCGAUUGUCUUAGUUUGCCUGUUACUGAAUUGGCAGCAGACCUCUUCACCGAAGUAAAGAGCGGCCACACGCUAGAACGGCUAGAUGUGGAGGAAGCAAGUAGAAUUUCUAGAAAUGCGUGUGUUUCGCCAUGCUCUCUUGUCUUGGCUUUACUAUACUUGGAAAGACUGAAAGAUUGUAAUCCAGAAUAUCUACAGAGAGUCGCACCUUCUGAACUAUUUCUUGUUUCUUUGAUGGUGGCAAGUAAAUUUUUGAACGACGAAGGAGAAAAAGAUGAGGUUUUCAAUACCGAAUGGGCACAGUCUGCCGAUUUAAGUAUAUCGCAUAUGAAUCAAUUAGAGAAAGAAUUUCUCAAUGCUAUUGAUUGGACUGUUUUUGUUCACAAUCAAGAUUUUUGGGAGAGAUUACAAAGACUAGAAAAAGAUAUAGCUUAUAAAGAAGCACAAAAAAGGGGCUGGUUUUCAUACACGGAAUUAAGUUGUCUAAUGAAUUCUGUACAAUUGAUAACGGUGGCGCAUUCUGUAAUAAACGUAUCGUCUAUUUGUUUGGCAACAUAUACAGCAGGAAUAGUCACUCUCUUGGGUUCUGCUUUAGUCGCUAGCUAUUUCCCAGGAACGGUACUUAGCCCGCGACAAAUAACAAAUUCUUCAGAUAUUACUAAAAUAGAUUUGAAUCCACUGGUGGAUGUCCCCUCAACGGCCAUCGAAAGUGUAUCUGAAAAUGUUUUAACAACAGACUUUAUGCCUAUUUCACCGAGUUGUAAUGAAACUCAACAGGAUAGUGAAAAUAUCGAACCGAAAAAGAUCGUAAAUGAGUGCUGGAAAUGGUGGUUGAAUUCAGUUAUGCUUUGGUUACCAGAAUACUCAAGUUUAGAAUCAAAGGAAACGUUGCAUGUAUUAAACGAUGAAACUGAACAUACGGACGCAUUAAUAACAGCUAGUAAAUUUGUACUCGAUGCUACAACCUUAAUACAAGAUACGGAUGAAUUUAUAAUGGAUAUGAAUUGGAAGCAAAUCCUGGGUAUAGAUUUAAACCUUCGUUUACGCGAUUGGAGGUAUUACAGUAUGCGGCAAAAAGAUAGUACACCCCUUAAUAUCAGUAAAUAAUAUAUACAUCAUUGAAAAAUAUUAUUUUUUGGUAUAGUGUGCUAGUUGUAAAUAUUGGCUGAAAUUAUUUUUAUUCGUAUUGUAAACAGUAAAUUUCAUGGUAAGCUCAAUACAUUAACAGAAGUGAUCACCGCUCUUCUCGUCCUUUUACAAAAAUAAUUCGUUAUGCCUAUUACAUACUACAAACAUACAAAACAAAGUAAUAUAUUGUUUUCAAAUAAAGAAACAGUAUAUUUUCAAGAUGUGCUAUCUUCUUUUUACGUACUGUGUGCAUACCAUGUUACAAAAAUAACUCUUUAUCAUCAACAUUGAAGAUUAAACAUCUACUUCUUUCCAAAUUAAUAAAACAUAGCGUCUUUAUUAAGAUUUACAAGAAAAGAAGUAUAUAUAUUUUUUGUACUAACUUGUAAACUCGCAAGUAA